This is a messenger RNA of Hypoxylon trugodes, 6605 nucleotides long. RefSeq lists its product as uncharacterized. Gene Ontology annotation, cellular component: transcription factor TFIIIC complex. Gene Ontology annotation, molecular function: DNA binding. The transcript has 2 exons. Gene Ontology annotation, biological process: transcription initiation at RNA polymerase III promoter; 5S class rRNA transcription by RNA polymerase III. The record is from RefSeq and is a predicted model, not a curated record. Lineage: Eukaryota; Fungi; Ascomycota; Sordariomycetes; Xylariales; Hypoxylaceae. The coding region runs from base 147 to 6359 and encodes 2070 amino acids.
CUUCGAUUUAGGACCAACAUCUUUCGCGCUCACGGGUUAGAUCCCCGAAGCACAUCGGUUCGAUCCUUUUAGCGUCUAAAUUUUCUAUCAUCGAUUUCUUUUUUUUCCUUCUUCCCUAUUCCCAUGCCUGACCUUCAACUUGCAGUAUGGAGACGGGUCUCGAUGAGCUGAUCGAGUCGCUGCUAACGGAGAUCGCUUUCUCUGGUGUUCGAGGAUGUUCCGUCUCGGCUUUAUUGAAAGCUAUUGAUUCAUUCUACAGCCAGGCACGAGGCGAACUUCACAAAUCUACUAGAACGCACCAUAAUGAAGCGCAUAAGCCAGGCGAUGCCAACGACGGCAUAACUAAUUCUAAUAAUGCAGCUCCUAGCCAACGGAGCCAUACUGAAUACGAUAUUUCUACGGGCUCAAAAGUUUGGGGAUGGUUGGUAGCUAGGAAGGAUGUCUCCGUUGGCACCGAUAGACAGUUUAAUCAUCUCUCAUUAGAGGAGGUCCUAGCUCUGCCGGAAGAGGAUGAUAGUUCAGCUCCUGCAGAUGACACGAAAGCACCGAAAACCGUAGGUAGUACUCCAGCAAAAAACCAGCGAUCCUCAAAAUCCUCGCGCGAGUCAAAAGCAGCCUCACAGAAGUGGAGACCUCACCUAUAUGUUUCCGAAGAACGUCAAUGGAAAGCCCUUGCUGGUCACGGACCGGACCUUAAGCGGAUACCCCUCUUUGAAUGGAGAGCACUCGUCGACAUUGCAUCUGUGAGGGAGGAGGGGAUUCUUCAAGGAGACCUGGUGCGAUUAUCUGGCCAAGAUAAACGGUCCCUCCCAACGCGCACCGAUGCUUUGGCGAAAAAGGGAUACGUAAUUAAACAACCUGUCAUCCUCCGUGGUUGCCGCUCAAGUAAAUUAUGGCUUGCUCAAUUUGCAGGCAGCGCGAAGCAAGGUCGCGAUGGGCUUAAUUUUGACAAGCUCGAUUUAUCGAAAAAUGCCCUAGCUAAAGACUUUACCCCGGUUCCAUUUAGUGAUUCUUGGAAUGGCGAAAAGCUUGACUAUAUAGCUAUUGCUCAAGCUUUCAAUGCCGUCCUCAAGGCGUGGGGCAUAAUGCGAUAUUGUGAUAUGCGAACCAAACUAGAUGCCAACCGCGUGCCCCAGAUGAGAGCUCUAGCGAAGACAUCGCGGUGGUUUACUAGUAUUGGGGCCGCUACCUUUGUGGCCGCCAGAUUCGCACACGGCCAGAAAUUAUUCAAGGACUGCAUUAAAUUUAUCAGAGAGCCGACGACCGAGGAGUGGAAAGUCUUUCGAACUACGCCUACUGCCCACAUCAAAGUUCCUUCUGCGCGCUUAGGGAAACGGGGACAGGCAUCUCGAGCCAAGCAUAAUAAGGAAGCCAAACCUAGUGGGCAUAGCCAGGUGAAAUCGAAGAAGCCCUCGGAUGAAGAGAGCCGCAAUAACCCUCAGAACGAAGAACUAAUUGCAUCUUUAUGGAUUCCAUACAAGCCCAUGAUCAAUACGGCAUUCGAGAUAAUCAAGAGGGCUGGCCUAGAAGGAUCCUCAAACGGCGAGCUCGGUCAUGUUACGCUGGGGCAUAAUUAUCGAAAGUACAUCGCAGCACUCACUGGGUCGUUGUCAGUGCCCAAUUCACAACCUCCUCACAUAAAACAUUUCGAUAUCACCUCACAACUUAAUCGUCUGGGGAAGACCAUGACCUAUCAAUUCUUCACGACCGACGAAAUUAGUGACGUUACUAAAGAAUCUAACCAGGAGAACGGAGUCGAGGACCAGGAAGAUGCAGUUGCACAAAUUUCGGGUGCAGGUUCUCUAAACCGAGAUUUAGUUGCCCCGGCAAGGCAAUAUGCGUUCUCCUCAUUCCUGAAAUCCAAAUUCGCGCCGAUUUCCAACUCGUCCUUCUCCCAACUUCACAGUAAAUUACUUCGCUCGAGGCCUAAGCAAAGCAGGAAGCGAAAACGAAUUGUGGACAACGAACCUACUCUCGGAGACCAUGCGCGACGAAACAAGAAACCUAGAAGAGGAGAACCUCCAUCGGCCGAGGGCGAGAGAUUUGAUUCACGCGGAGGAGAGUCUGGUUUUAUGUCUAUAUUGAAAUCAGAGCUACCCAUGAACGAUAUAGAAGUGCCAAUUUCAUCACCAUCUCCGCCACCAAGGCCCUCCGGCGUCCACCGUGAACCUGACAACAUGCUAGACCCACCUGGGAAGAAAGGCCGACGUAAAAGGUCCAUUGUCCUGACGUUUAAAUUCGACUCACUCAAGGACCAGUCUUUUCUUGAACGUAUGCGAAAUAAGCGUCCAGCAAACUCCGAGGAGAAUCCCCGAAGCCAAAAUGAGACCCCCCCCGCGGUCGGAGAUGAUCCUACUGUUUCCGAAACACCAGAUACGGCAAAAACCAAGCUAAAACCAACCAAACGCAAUGGCAAAACUGUGUAUCGGUGUGAUAAGUGCGGUAAUAGUUGGAAGAAUUCGAAUGGCUUGGAAUAUCAUAUCAACAAGUCUCGUACUACCUGCAAUCCCGACUACGUACCAGGUCCCCCUCCACCCCCAAAGCUUUCUCCUAAACCAAAGCCUGCACUCAAGGUCGCAACAACGCAAACGCCCGCAGCCCCAAAUGAGGACCAGACUCCAAGCCCAAAACGACUCUUGGAAUCGGCCCGUAAAUCAAAGCAACGUAACUCCGGAGCUGAGGAUCGCCGUCCCGUUUUACCUUCUAAGCGUGUCCGUAUUAUCGAGGAUCAUACACACGACAGAGAUUCUGUAAAUGCACAGAUAUCUCAUUCUAUCCAAAAUCCUAUCGUCUUACAAGACCUAGAAGCUUAUGAUGUUAUCGACCGCCGAAGACGAAGGGAAAGAACGCAUGCUUCGCACCAAUUACGCCAGAUGAGUCAAGUAUUGCCACAAGCCGUCUCGGAACGACUCGAAACCAGUAAAGCGAGCAAAAAAUCCGAUUCAGGAACAAGGAACGAGCCGCCAAAGGAUACUUUGGUAGAAAUCACCCAGGCGAAUGCCACUAGUCGCCAUACGACACCAGCUACUAAACAGAAAGCGAAAGCAAAGGGGAAAUCUCAGGUUCAAGAUAAAUCCUCCCGUCCUCGCACGAAAUUACCGGAGGUUCCAAACGCCACACCAACCACGUCUGAUUUCAAUCUUAGGCCUACUCCAAUAAAACCCACAACGGCCGCGGUAGACUCUCCCAUCGUUGCUAAUGCUGCGGCAAACGAUCAGGGUUCUGGAGAUGCCAGCGGCAACCCAAAGAAAUCUAGGAAGUCAUACACGCAAACUCUUGGUGCAUUACGUAGGGAGCGUACAAUGAAUAUCAUCCAUUAUUUUCUUGAUAAUAAUGACGGAGUCUUCCCAGGACAGCGGUCUUUAUACUUAACCCUGGUGUCUGUCUGGAAUAAAAGACAUAACGAUUUAGAACCUCCAGAUCCGAAAGUUUGCCAAACAGUGGUGAAUACCAUGGAGAGGACAGGAGCACUAACACAAGUGCGCUUCUUCUUCCUCGAUGACAACGGCAAACUUCAAGAUUGUUGUGUACUAGUUAAAAAUAAAUCAGAUGCGGCCAGUACUACGGAUCUGGCUACUAACCCUAAAGUGGUUAUCCUUAAGGAAAAAAUGAGGGAAAUGUUCCCGGAACCGUAUGUCCCAGAGGCAUUUUCAUCGUCUCAGGAAGAUAACGAAUUCGACCCCAAUGAUGAUACUCAACAUGGAAACGAAAUUCGGAAGGUACAGCGAAAUUCAAGCGCAACUGAUGAUAUUGAGGUGCUGCCGUACUCAGUACGUUUUAUACGUGAUCCUCCACCUUCAGCUGGUUUAAAACGGCAUGCUGAAGAUGAAGUGGCUCGUGCGUCAUCUCCCGCUAAGAAGGCUCGUGUUAGCGUUCGUGACACCAACAAGCCCCGGAACACACCCAAAUCCCGAAAGCGAGGUGAAUCUUUGCAGGCCAGUCAAGAUGCGAAGUACAGCUGGAGCCAGGAGCAAAACCCGGAUGAGAAAUGGGAUCAAAUCCAGGCCAAUCUUCAAGACUUUUCGACGGGGGCAUGGUCAAUGUUGCCCCAAGGAGUUACCCCGUCAGAAGUUUCUCGCGAGAAACCGCUGUCCUCAAUACGACGACGGCUGAGCGGAAAAUCAAAACCAUCUAAUAAGACCCGCGCAGAGCCAUUCGAAGCAAUAUUUUGGGACCAUGAUUCGCAACAUGAUGACUUUGAUAAGAGCAAGGCUGAAGAUUCCGCAUCUGAGGACGAGGACGAUGUGGUUAUGACCGAUAUUCGGCGUCGUGAUAGUGCGGAUGAUGAUGAAAACCCGACUGCUGAGCAUACUAGUCUGAGAUUCACAAAAUACAAGAAACUUCGGGGCACACAAGCAGGCUGCUGGCCUUGGUUACCGGCUAGCUUUUUCGAGUCGAAUUCGGCGAGCUUCGUCUUGGAUGGAGAAAUGCCACAUGCCACGUGGUUCCAGCGAGAGAAUUUACCGCAUAAUGCUGAAGAAAUUAUCAAGAGCUUCCGGAAGAGGCGCCAGUUCAGCUCCUGGGCGGAUCCGUGGUAUGGUAAAUUCGUAUGGGAUGUGAACACUAUCGAGAAAUGGGAGCUAUCGCACGAAAAUAAAUGGCUCUUGACGGUUGGAUCUAUUGCGCCAGAUUACAGGUUCAUAUCUCUCUCGCCCGAUACCUCACAAGUGAACAUGAAGCCUAUAGCACUUGAAUGGCCGAGUCAAAAUCAAUACACCACGGAGAACAUACCCGACGAGGUAAAGAAUGCAUCUCCUGACGACGACGACGCGGGUUUACCGGAAAUGGUCAAUCGCGCCAGAGGCAGGCCGAAGAAAAAGCAGGAAACCAAUAAAAUGGGACCCGUGAAGAAAUCAACUCCGGUACCCCACAUAGAAAUUCAAUACACCACACGAUCCCUAAAACCAAUACCCAUUCAAAAUCGGGGUCGUGUGAAUAAACCUCAUCCGAACGAAGAGAAGCUUGGACUAAGCGGAGAAACCGAACUAAUCGCCGCCUUUGUAGUUUUCAAGACUCUCCUAGGCGGCGUGGAUAGAAAGAUAGAUAUCGGCUCGAUCCUCAAGACGUUCCCUCAAUUUUCUCAUUCAUCUCUCAAGAAAUUCUGGCCCAAAGCUUGUAAAGAACGCAAGACAUAUAUCGAUGCUUUGACAUCGAAGUUUCAGUCUGCCUUUUUAGAGGCGUACGAAGCAGGAGAUAUCCCGCCACUUGACUACGAUGAUAUUGAUUCUUACGAUUGGCGAUCCCUUAUUCUUUGGGCGGCUAAUCUGGAGACGCACGAAAAUGUGUACCUCCCCGAGUUGCGAAAUGAAUUAGAGGAAUCCUACUCAUUAGACGAUGCGAUUAACGAAGCCCCCGAUUGGAGAGAGAGGUGGUACCAGAAUCUAGCCUCCAUAUAUUCCCGAGUGGAAGCAACGUCAAGCGAGCCUAUCUCAAUCCCUGUUGGUGGCGGUGUCACAGCUGAAGAGAUACUGCUAAGCCGCGCGAGGUCAUGGGUCCGUUCCUUGUGCAUCACCCCAAUAAAAGGUGUUAAUACGCCAGAUGAAAUCCGCGUAAAACUCCUGAGAUUGAGCGGUGGAAGUGAGGCUGAAGCGAAUAAACUACUUAAGAAGGUGGUUAAUCAACUCACGUCAGAAAGGAUAGCUGCAAGAAGUAAAGGGAAGAUACUUGGCCAGUCCUUACGGUUGCACGGCGUUUUUCAGAAGCAACUUAAGAAAGCUUCUAUUGUUGAGAAAUUUGUCCAAGCAGCCAAUUUCAAAGUACUACUCGACGAAAGUUUCCGCAGAGGAGAGGGAUAUGACCUACCCUAUGUUGCCGAUGACGGAACAACCAUGGCAGUCCUCAACCUCCAAGCUCUGGGGCGUAUUCGCGUAGAAUCUGUCGACAUUCCCCACAUUCCUUUUGGUUUCGAGCCCGGCAACUACGACGGAAGAACAUUCCCAAAGUCUUACUAUCACUUUAACGUAAGGCUAUUUCCUACAGAGAGUUACAUGUACGAUAAAGACCUACCGGUCCUCGGGCAAGCAGUACGCAUGAAAGCGCCACAAGAAGGGCCUCAUGGUGAGAUACCUAUUUGGGUCGAUUUCUUCGGAAAAUUCGACAAGAAACGCUGGGUUACAUAUUUUACUAUGAUGACUCUAGCACUUGCGACUAAGGGCCCAUUGACUCCAUACACGGCAAGCGUGCUUAUGAAGCCAUUUGUCGAACCAUUCGAGGCGAAGUUGAUUAUGGAUUGGAUUGAUGGCCUAGGCCUAUUGGAGCGAUUCGACUCGGACCAAAGUGCGACAGUAGGAGAAUGGUGGUGGCUAGUCGCAGGCAAGCUGGCGUUGGAUUGGAAGGGGAAGGAUGUUGCUCAGGCCUAGGUGGCGAGAAGAUUUCGCCCUGUAUUGAUAUAGGGUUCGUUGCAUUUUACGGCGCAGUAAUGUACAACAUGGAAAAAUUACAGGCGUUUGGGAGAGAAAAACCAAGAUACCCCAUACAUCUUGCUGCGAGGCAUUACGGGCCGCAUUCUCAGGGAUUCUGUAAUUUUAAAUGGUAAUAGAUGAAUUCAUAGUUGUAAUCAUUACUCGGGAUAUUAGUCCGUCUUUAAACAAUUCAAUUACGUACCA